Molecule: messenger RNA, 1225 nt
Organism: Danio rerio (zebrafish)
Lineage: Eukaryota; Metazoa; Chordata; Actinopteri; Cypriniformes; Danionidae
Gene: prdx1
Product: peroxiredoxin 1
Biological process (GO): cell redox homeostasis
Molecular function (GO): antioxidant activity; peroxidase activity; thioredoxin-dependent peroxiredoxin activity
Source: RefSeq, marked validated
AAAGUCAUGCUGCCAUAAACACUUCUCUGUAAUUUGGUCUUUCCACGGAGCAUUUACUCCUCGGAGCAGCGCAUCUUGCAGAGUAUCGCGAGACUUGAGCACGACCUAUUUAAACACCAGCCGCUGCCCGCGAGUUCACUUUCAUUCAUUCACUCUCGGAUUGUGAAGACAGUUCAAGAAAAUGGCAGCUGGAAAUGCACACAUUGGGAAACCUGCUCCGGAUUUCACAGCCAAAGCAGUGAUGCCUGAUGGACAGUUUGGAGAUGUCCGUUUGUCUGACUACAAAGGGAAGUAUGUGGUGCUGUUCUUCUAUCCACUGGAUUUCACCUUUGUCUGUCCCACUGAGAUCAUCGCCUUCAGUGAUGCUGCCGAGGAGUUCAGGAAAAUCAACUGCGAGAUCAUUGGUGCUUCUGUCGAUUCCCACUUCUGCCAUCUUGCCUGGACCAAAACACCCCGAAAACAAGGUGGUUUAGGACCAAUGAAUGUCCCUCUGGUGGCAGAUACUCUCCGCUCCAUUUCUAAAGACUACGGUGUACUUAAAGAAGAUGAGGGUAUUGCAUACAGGGGUCUUUUCAUUAUUGACGACAAGGGCAUUCUGCGGCAGAUUACCAUCAACGAUCUGCCAGUCGGUCGCUCCAUUGAUGAAACCCUGCGCUUGGUGCAGGCCUUUCAGUUCACCGAUAAGCAUGGAGAAGUUUGUCCAGCCGGAUGGAAGCCUGGAAAAGACACUAUUAAGCCCGAUGUCAAUCAGAGCAAAGACUUCUUCUCCAAGCAAAAUUAAAACUAAAAAAGGCACUAGACUCUGCAGCAUAGUAUAAUAGACAGAAGUGAUGUGAAUUAAUGCUACUGGUUGGACUAGUACAUCCAUUUACAGGUGGUUAUUCUUAUUAUAUAGUGUUAUAUAUUGUAAAGUUGUAGGACUAAAGUGUGUCAGACUACCUGAAAUGUAUUGAACCGUUUGAGUUGGUUUGUUCAACUUUGUCUUACCAUUUAGUUUUGUGUGAAAAGAGAUGUUUUAUAGCGAUGACCUUCUGACUACACUGUCAACAAUUGCAUUUCAAAUAAUAAACUCGUAUUUUGUAAAAGCUUUAUUAGUUUAUUUGUUACCACUGUUUGAUUUGUAAACAUUUAUAAAUCUUCAGUGCUACAUGUUUUUCUUGGUCUGUUGUUAUCGGAUGUGUUAAGAGUGUCGUAAAGUAACAAAUUACAAACACUCUGUACUACU